AUCAAAAGGCCACCACUUCUUUCACUCGGGCAUCAAGAAGCCCCUUUCUGAAGCUGCCCUCCAGACGAGAGAAUCCAAAAAAAGGCCCUAUUUUCCUCUGCCAGUCUCAAUCCUCGCAGGAAAAGUUGUAAUGCCCGUCAGUCUAAUAGCUUCCCUCUUGAAACGUGGCUCUAAUACCCAUCAGUCUCAUGCCCAUCAGACAAGUGUUUGCCUUUUCUACGAGAUGGAGCGGGAAAUCCAGGUGUGACCGGCAACCUGCUUAUUUAUUUUUUUUUAUUUUUUUUAAAUGCAUAAGCCAGUUGGACGGUCCGGAUUGAACCAUCCAAGACUGUUUUUUGGGUACGGUAUCGUAGUGGUACCGUAGAAUUUUCCCCAAUCCUUUUAUAAACAUGACCAAUAACGACAACCAAACCCGGGAUGGCUUAGUGAAUGUAUUGGCAAUCCCAACUUUACUGCAAAAUAAAUUUUCAUCCCAGAAAUCAUUUUGAAGCUUGUAAACAAAAAACAAAAUAAUUCAAAAUAAAAGCAAAGUCUAGUGUAAAAAAGAUACCUUGCAGACUUUGUUGCACACCCCUUUCUUGUGUUUAUUCUCAACUUACCAAAGUAUGAUAAACCUCGUUGUUCUUCCAUUAUUUUUAACAAAUUUUAGUUGGCAAAGCCAUCUUACAUCACAUAAACAAAUAAUAUAUGAUUGUUAAAAAGGAUAUGAAUAGAACCAGAAAGUGGCAGCAUAAAUUCUUUAGCAAAAGUAAUAGAUAAUACCAAACUUGAUAACUGAAUAAAGUUUGCAAAGAUCUUCUAUUCUUUCUUGGUCGUCCCACUUUAAUUAGCAUUACAGUUUUCCGAAUUAUGAUAAGCAGAAGUAUCAUCAGUAGACUUACCUGUUCUGGACCAAUAUACUCUGCAGUGAUUGGGGCCAGGUGGUGACCCAAUUCCAUGGAGGAGUGGGAAACAAGGAGGAACGUUGCAGCAGAAGAAGGCGGUCAGCCAAGCGGGCCGGCUAAGGAGCAUAGCAUGGAUGCUCAUGGAUUCUCGCCUCGGCUGGAACGUUGGUUUAAUUCUAUGGUAUAUGCAGAAGAAAGGACCCAGUUCAUGUAUUCUCAGACUCGAUGGGGAAAGAUACCAAAGGUUCCUCAGAUGCUGAGGCACACCCAGGAUUUCGAGAAAUUCUAUGAACCGAGGGUGAUUUCAUUCGGUCCUUACCAUCAUGGCAAACCCCAUCUUCUCCAAGGGGAAAUGCUCAAGCCUCUAUGUGGCAGAAGGUUCCUGCGUGACAGUGGCCAGUCCAUCCAAAAUUUGUACAGAAAAAUUGAAAGCAAUAUCAAGUUAGUGAGGAUGUGCUAUGAUGAAGAUCAGACAUACAAAUAUGAUGAUGAAGAACUCGCCUGGAUGAUGCUUCUAGAUGGGUGUUCUUUACUAUAUUUCAUCCUAUGUGUGAUGAGAAGAAAUGAGAGCCAGUUGAGUGAUUUGAAUGUUAAAAGUCAUUUCGUUGCUUUUGUGCAACUGGACUGUUUCUUGCUUGAGAAUCAACUUCCCUUUGGAAUCCUCGAGUUGUUGUUCGAGGGAGCAAGAUUAGGGGCGGAUACAAUGGAAGAGAUGAUAGAAAGAUUCAUCACUUCUAACAUCGCCAAGCCACGAGGAACAAUGGCUUCAGACUUAGAUCUUGUAAAGGAUCCCUCUCAUCUCCUCGACCUUUUGCGAAGUGGACUUCUCGGCCCUCAGCCUGUACCUGAACAAAAAGGACAGCCUGAAGGAAUAUGGCGGGGGACCGGUCCAAGGGAAAUGCGCAAACAAGGCGACUGGCAGUCGUAUCGAAACAUCAAGGAGCUUGAAGCUGCCGGGAUCUAUCUUAAACCGAGUAGGACGACUUACAUGAGAGACAUUUCUUUCGAGUCCUACUUCUUCUUUGGAUACCUGAAACUUCCCCAUAUAACCAUAGACGCCUCCACGAAGCUUAAGCUGUUGAACUUGGCAGCUUAUGAAAUGAGUCCAAAUGGCCCAGGUGAUUUUGGAGUCACUUCUUAUAUAUGCUUCCUUGACUCCCUCAUUAAGAAUGCUGAGGAUGUGAUGCUGCUGCAAUCAAAUUACACUCUCUUCAACUUUCUCGGAAGUGACGAAAAGGUGGCAGACCUCUUCAACGACAUUGCUAAGGAUCUGGUGCCUAACCGUGAUGCUUAUGCUCUGGUCAAAGCCGGCGUUCAGAAGCAUUACAAUACCAGGGUAAAUGUCUGGAUCUCCAAAUGGCUGCACUCCAAUUUCACCUUUCUGGCCUUCAUUGGUGCAGUUGUGGCCCUUGGUUCAAGUAUCUGCCAAACCUACUUUGCAGCUUUCCCCCCUCAUAAAUGACAUCACCACCCACCAAUUAAACCUCUCAUUGUUUAUUUACUACUACUUGAAGCUGUUUAUGUGUGAGCUAGAGAAUGAAUUCGAUGUCUCUCUCUCUCGAGUUUCUCCCUUUUGUAAUCAAUAUAUGUAAUUUAUGUGUGGUGAUAUAUAUAAUAUCUUAAACAAUCUAUGCAAUAUAUGUGUGAUGUAAAUAAUAUCUUGCAUGAGAAUAUUGUGGUUCCUUUUAUCAUUAAUUCAACGUUUGGUUAAAUUCAA
Messenger RNA from Vitis vinifera (wine grape), 2601 nucleotides. Its product is annotated as UPF0481 protein At3g47200. The transcript is spliced from 2 exons. The record is from RefSeq and is a predicted model, not a curated record. Bases 937 to 2346 code for a protein of 469 amino acids. Lineage: Eukaryota; Viridiplantae; Streptophyta; Magnoliopsida; Vitales; Vitaceae.